GAUAUCCCGCAGAUCAGCGCGCGGCGAAUCUCGCGCCGCGGGUAUAAAGGCGCGCCUCCUGCAGGACACAGCACUGAUCGCUCAGGAGUAACAUGAAGGCCUUCCUAGUACUCGCUGUCUGCCUAGUCGCGGCUCAGGCCCUGACCGAUGAACAGAAGGAGAAACUAAAGAAGCACCGCGCAGAGUGCCUCACGGAGACCAAGCCUGACCAACAGCUCGUCGACAAGCUCAAGACUGGAGACUUCAAGACGGAAAAUGAGCCCCUGAAGAAGUACGUCCUCUGCAUGAUGAUCAAGUCAGAGCUGAUGACCAAGGACGGCAAGUUCAAGAAGGAUAUCGCGCUCGCCAAAGUUCCUAACGCAGCUGACAAACCCGCCGUUGAGAAGCUGAUCGACACAUGUUUGGCCAACAAGGGCAACACCCCGCAGCAAACCGCGUGGAACUACGUCAAGUGCUACCAUGAGAAGGACCCCAAGCACUCCAUCAUUGUCUAAUCCAAGUCACCCAUCGGAAUCCGAGAGGCGCCGGUUCCUAAUCCAACGAGUUUUCCAUCAUUUUUUUUAAUUUAAGAACAUGUUGACAGCCGCAAAGCUACCCUACAAACAUGACUUUUGCCAUGCAAUUUCAACAAUUCUUCAUAGUCAUUUUCAUAAGCGUUUUUUCGGCUCAAUUGGAUCUUUGAGCUGUGCGGGUACUGUACCAAAUUGCAUUUUGUAGGUUGGAACGGAAAUGGUUGUGAGAACCGAUCAAGUAUUAUAAGUACAUUAAGGAAACUGAAAAUACUGCCUGACGAAUUUACUUUUUAGUUUGCAAAAUAAAAAUGGACUCCGUA
Messenger RNA from Leguminivora glycinivorella, 832 nucleotides. Its product is annotated as B2 protein-like. Bases 93 to 494 code for a protein of 133 amino acids. Gene Ontology annotation, biological process: sensory perception of smell. Gene Ontology annotation, molecular function: odorant binding. Lineage: Eukaryota; Metazoa; Arthropoda; Insecta; Lepidoptera; Tortricidae. The record is from RefSeq and is a predicted model, not a curated record. The transcript has 4 exons.